Molecule: messenger RNA, 1230 nt
Organism: Pyricularia pennisetigena
Lineage: Eukaryota; Fungi; Ascomycota; Sordariomycetes; Magnaporthales; Pyriculariaceae
Exons: 5
Coding region: 1-1230 (409 amino acids)
Biological process (GO): positive regulation of translational elongation
Molecular function (GO): ribosome binding; RNA binding; translation elongation factor activity
Source: RefSeq, a predicted model, not a curated record
AUGCACCUUGGGUGGUCAAGCGCUAGAGUCCCGGUUCCUUUCAGCAUCUUCCCGAGUUCAUACCGGGAGGCCGACCAAGAGAAGCCGGCUGCGGCUACCACCACCACCCAGCACACCCACGAGGAAGUAGAGAUCAAGAUCCCCCAGAAGCCCGGACAGGAAGGUCAUUACUCUUCGUCAAAUAUUACCGUGAACGCUGCCGAUCGUCCCGUUCGUCACGAAGAGCAUCGUCACGAAGAGCAGAUCCGUAUCAGCCGUGAAGAGGAUUACCGCCGUCCCGGUUACCGUCACGAGGAGCACCGCCACGAGGAGCGCAUCUACGCAUACCCUCAGCACAGACCCUCCACUGCUACCUUCCAGGACACCCGCGUCGAGAUCGACCGCACCCACCGCCCUAACAUCUCUGCCAUUGACAACAUCGAGCGCGAGUACCGUGCCCGUUGCCAGCCCCAGUACAAAGAGGAGACCCGUACCAGGAUCACCGUCGACGAAGCCCAGCACAACCACCACCACCACCACCACCAUCACGAGCCUAAGCGUCCGGUUUUCCGCCAGGACGUUCACAUCGAAGAGACCGUAGAGAUCCCCCGUACCCGUAAAUCCGCCAAGAUGGGUUACUACGACGACGACCACCACGACCAUCACCACCACCACCACCACUCUUUCCGCGAAAAGUUCCACAAGAUGGCUGACCGUAUUGCACACCCAGACCGUGAGAGCAUCGAGAUCUCGGAGAGCCGAGUCUCGCGCGGCAGCUCCCGUGGCCCCCGCGGCGGCGACUACGCGCCCAACACCGUCUCUAUCCCCUGCCACCACAUCCGCCUGGGCGACAUCCUCCUGCUCCAGGGCAGGCCUUGCCAGGUCAUCCGCAUCUCGACCUCGGCUGCCACUGGCCAGCACCGCUACCUUGGUGUUGACCUCUUCACCAAGGAGCUCCGCGAGGAGUCGUCCUCCAUCUCGACCCCCUCGCCCAGCGUGGUCGUUCAGACUAUGAGCGGUCCCGUGUUCAAGCAGUACCGUGUUCUUGACAUGCAGGCCGGCCACAUCGUCGCCAUGACCGAGACCGGCGAUGUCAAGCAGAACCUGCCCGUCAGCGAGCAGUCCAACCUCUACGAGCGCCUUCAGCGCGCCUUUGAGACUGGCCGUGGCAGUGUCCGCGCUCUUGUCGUUAGCGACAACGGCCGCGAGCUUGUCUGCGACAUGGCUGUCCUCCACGGCAGCAGGCUGUAG